AUUUUACUCGCUCGCGGAGUCGGGUUAUUGUAGAUUUACGUUUAGAGGACAUUUGCUUAAAACUGCAUUUGUGGGGUAAGGGCGGAAGCAAGCUUUACAAGGCUCAUGACGUCACUUGCCCUUACCCUGCGGUUGCUUUGCUUCAUUUUUCCUGACAAGCUGUCGCUGCGAUGCCUGCUGGCGUGUCGUGGUCUCGCUAUCUGAAGAUGCUUGGAGCGAGCGCUCUCUCCAUGUUUGCGGGUGCAGAGCUCGUGCACAGAUAUUACAGACCGGACCUUAGUGUGCCGGAAGUCCCCCCCAAGCCAGGUGAACUUAAAACAGAACUGCUUGGACUGAAAUCACGAGAGAACGAACGUGAAAGAAGCUAGCGCCUGAAACUGCAUUAUUUAUGUUACAUAUGCCUAUUUUUGACUAAUAAAAUUUCAUAAAAU
Messenger RNA from Spea bombifrons (plains spadefoot toad), 431 nucleotides. RefSeq names its product protein brawnin. NCBI's taxonomy places the organism in Eukaryota, Metazoa, Chordata, Amphibia, Anura, Pelobatidae. Gene Ontology annotation, cellular component: mitochondrion. The record is from RefSeq and is a predicted model, not a curated record. Gene Ontology annotation, biological process: mitochondrial respiratory chain complex III assembly. The coding region runs from base 171 to 368 and encodes 65 amino acids. The transcript is spliced from 3 exons.